Enterobius vermicularis (human pinworm) is the source of this 3309-nucleotide messenger RNA. The record is from the annotation of a GenBank genome assembly. Lineage: Eukaryota; Metazoa; Nematoda; Chromadorea; Rhabditida; Oxyuridae.
AUGAUUGAUAAUGAAAGCGAAGAAUUAAAUGAAUUGAUAGGAGACGAACUCUCUCAUGCGCAACAAAUAUCCGGGAAUUCAGUUGAGGAACGUCUGAAACAUCUGCAUAAGGCACAAGAACUCUUGCUAUACCGGGACGGUAGUGGUUCAUUACUGGACAACUUUUUAGACGAAAUGCUGGAAUUUGCCCUGGAAAAUGACGUCAAAAUCCGUUGUUUUGUCGCUACUUUUAUCGAUAAAGCUUGCAGAAAGGACUGUGAUAUCAUGAAAAAAGCAGUCGUAACAUUAUCUUAUCUUCUUGAAGCAAAUGCCGACAGAGGAGUUUCAGUCGUAAAAAAGGUCAUACAGGUUUGUUGUCAGCUUUAUUCACUCAUUCUAAAGUGGGCCUGUAAUUCAAGAAGCGUGGAUGUAGAACGUUGCUGGGAAGCAUUUUCAGUUAUAAAAGGUCGUAUAAUGCGUAAUAUCGAUUCUGACAAUGAAGGAAUUAGAACUCAGACUAUUAAAUUUCUGGAGGCCGUUGUUCUUGCUCAGUCACUUAAAACCGAGGAAAGCGAAAAAGGAAGAGGAGAUAAUAAUUUGAUGUGUUUAAAUGAAAUUUCAAGACAACACAGAUUUAUCUCGUACAGGAAAAUGGAAAGUGAGGCGCAGCUUAAUUUUAACUCACUUCUUGAGCAAUUAGCAUCACCACAUAUAUCUUCGUUAAACUUAUUGACCUGCUUGUCUUGCGUUUGUAGCGUAGCUCAGCAGAGACCGCAGUUUAUGCCUCGAGUUAUCGCGGCACUCGAGUCUCUUCAUGUCAAUUUGCCGCCAACGUUGGCGAUGAAUCAAGUAAAGAGCGUCAGAAAAGAGUUGAAGAUGCAUUUACUUCGUUUUUUACGGCAUCCUACCAGUGUGCCUCAUCAUCAGAGAUUAACGACUCUUUUAACCGAACUUGGAGCUGGUCAAUCGGAGAUUAUGCGUGCUUUACCUGCUACCAGUGAAUUGCGUAGAAAAGCCAGUCAGCGUCACAUUGAUUCCAGUGAAGAGCCGGAUAAGAAACGGCAGAAAAAAGACGAUGGUGGUGAUAUUGGGGCGGGAGUGGAUGAUAGUAAAUCACAAGUGGCUAUCAAUAUUACGGCUCAGUUUGUUUAUGAGAGGCUGACUCCUAGCGUCGCUACGGAUCUUGUUAUGGUGUCACUAAUGGCUCUGCCAGAUGAAAUUCCAGCAGCAUUCCAAGAUAAUUAUAUUCCUGUUUCUGCUGCUGGGACAGAGAGUCAAAUAAGAAAUCUCUCUGUUUUAAUUGCUACGCAAAUGACUAGUAUGGAACUUGGGCCUGGCAUAGAAAAAGUACGUGCUGAAAGGCAACAACUUUUAUCUGCACGGAAAGCAAACAAAACUGAUGGAGCGUCGGUCCUUUCUGCAGCGCACGAUACCGUGUCUUCCUCUGCAGCUAAUGAUAAGUCUCAAGGAUCACAGUCGGCCGCUUUGCUGUCGAAGGCGAAACCGAAAAUCCAGUUUGGUCUUCUUUCUAUAACAAGGGAGUUUGAAAGUCCAGAUGAUUUGAAUCUUACUUUCUUGACUUUUAGAAGGAUCCUCGCUAAUGAAAAACGCUCUAUACAAGGCGGGUUUGGUGUGGCACAGCAGAAAUUGUUGGUGAGAUUAGUAACUCGUUUUCAAUACGAAUCGGUAACUGGGCUUGAAGAUCUUAUGAUUGAGCAUAUCAUUCAAGAUCAAAAAGCACGCACUGAGUUGGCACUUUUGUGGAUUGCUGAAUUAUAUUCGCAGCUUCGGGGGUUCACCGUAUGUAGAACAUCAUAUACUGAUGAUGGUCAGCUCUCUGAAGACCAACGCUAUGAGCGUUACGAUUCCGUAUUGUGUAAAAUUCUAGAAAGUCUUCACAAACAAGGAGGGCAUAAAGAAACAUUGUUCCACAAAAUCCUUUUGGAAGCCCCUCUGUUAACUCCACAUGCUUUAGACUGGUUGCGGACUGCAUGUCUUGAUGAAGGUUUCAGUGCAUUUGGAAUGACUACACUUCGAGAGCUCAUUUUGACGAGGACAAGGCAGCGAUUUGAACUCUUGUCUUUGCUACUAGAUUUUUCUUAUAGCAGCAGGAAUGAUGUACGCUUUGAAAGUGUUGAAAUUGCUAAGGAGCUGUAUCAGAUCAGUUACGUGAGGAAAGACGUCCGAGACUAUUUGGUUAAUUCAUUGGAACACUUCAAUGAACCUGUGCCUCCUCUUCAUAUCUGUGCAAACCUUGCUGAAGAAGCUGCUCCACAAUGGAAUGAUUUAACCAUUCGCACUUCAUUGAAUCUCUUUCUAUCUAUCUUACCAUUAGAUCACCCUUUAAUUCAUAAUUUGGCAAAAACCUAUGCCACUGCUUCUAAUGACAUCAAACGAGUUAUUUUACGUGCUAUUGACAGUGCUGUAAAAACAAUUGGCGCGACAAGCAACGAACUUCUGGAUAUGAUUGAAAAGUGUCCUCCGGGUGCUGAAACAUUAGCCGCUAGGAUAGUUCACCUGCUGACUGAAAGAAGUGCUGUUAAUUAUUUUGUUUUUCUCUGUUGUUUUUUAAAAGUGCUUAGAAUCAGAGCUAGUGGUUUUAGAAAUCCUCCAACACAUGAGCUGGUUGAGCGUAUUAUUGCUCUUUAUAAUCAAGGACGUACCGACGUUAGGUCUAUGAUUCCUGUGCUCAGUGGUUUAGAAAAGGAUCAGAUCUUGAAAAUUUUACCGAACUUUAUCUUGAAUGCUGUCAAUCAGAAAUCUAUACCAAGCGUUUUUCAUAAGCUGCUUGCUGGCAAAAAUAUCAAGACUGGACAACAUCCUAUGGGGGCAAGUGAACUUUUGGUAGCUGUGCAUCGCAUAAAGGCCACCAACACGGAGGAAACUAAUUUACUUCUACAAAAUAUAGAACUCCUGCUUAAUCAGCUGUCACAUUCAAAGGAAGCAAUUGCGUCGGCCAUCGACACUCUCAUUGAUGACACAGAAUUACCAGUUACGGUGUUCCAUACCGUUGCUCGAACUCAUGAGUCUUAUCCCGUAUUAGGUGGCUUUAUUUCCAAUGUAAUAAUAAAAAUAGUGCAGAAACAGCCAUGGAAGUACGACGGGUCGUUGUGGCAACACUUUGUACGGUGCGCCAUCGCAACCAUACCCCAUUCCUAUAUGGCUUUGUUGACGGGUUUGAGCAAAGAAGAAUUUAUGGAUUUUAUCAAGGAAGCUGGAGAAGAUAGAACAAUGAUCAUAAAACGUUUAAGGGACUAUAUACCGACAAUGUCUGUACACCAGCAAAAAAAGAUUGAUCGCGGUGUACGGGAUGUAAUAUUAGGGAAUUAG